Molecule: messenger RNA, 1970 nt
Organism: Manis javanica (Malayan pangolin)
Lineage: Eukaryota; Metazoa; Chordata; Mammalia; Pholidota; Manidae
Source: RefSeq, a predicted model, not a curated record
GAGGAGGUUCUUCACUGGAUCCUGGCUGCCACUGCUGGGUGCCGAGUUGGUCCGAGUGGUCCCAAGGAACAGGUACAGUUUCUCUAGGUUGAACAAUCCUAGUCAAAGUACCCUUACCCCUGAAAAGUCCUGGUUAUGCUAAUACCUUGGUCACAGUGGGUAUCUGUGGGUAGGAAAUGGGGCAGGAGGACAGAAUGGUGCCCCAGAGGGGCUGGGGACCACAGUUGGAAGGUGUGGGAGAAGUUACAGGGAGCAGGCAGGGGAAUGGACAUGAUGAGCUCAGGGUCCUCUCUAGCAGGGGCAUACGGCUGGCCGUAGGUGGGGUGGGGGUGGGGGGACCCCUCAUGCUUCCUCCCUGCCACCCCACAACCACUUUGCUCCCUCCCAGAUGAUUGUGCUCCAGUCCCUCCAUAAGUACCAGCCCCGGCUGCACAUCGUUGAGGUGACGGAUGGAGAGCCAGAGGCGGCCUGCAGCGCUUCCAAAACGCAUAUCUUCACUUUCCAAGAAACCCAGUUUAUUGCGGUGACCGCCUACCAGAACGCAGAGAUCACUCAACUGAAAAUUGAUAAUAACCCUUUUGCCAAAGGAUUCCGGGAGAACUUUGAGUCCAUGUAUGCAUCUGUGGACACCAGCAUCCCCUCCCCACCUGGAACCAACUGUCAAUUGCUUGGGGGAGACCACUACUCUCCUCUCCUACCCAACCAGUAUCCCGUUCCCAGCCGCUUCUACCCCGACCUUCCUGGCCAGGCCAAGGAUGUGGUUCCCCAGCCUUACUGGCUGGGGGCCCCCCGGGACCACAGCUAUGAGGCUGAGUUUCGAGCAGUUAGCAUGAAGCCUGCUUUCCUGCCCUCUGCCCCUGGGCCUGCCAUGUCCUACUACCGAGGCCAGGAGGUCCUGGCGCCUGGAGCCAACUGGCCUGUGGCCCCCCAGUACUCUCCCAAGAUGGGCCCAGCCAGCUGGUUCCGCCCCAUGCGGACUCUACCCAUGGAACCUGGCCCUGGAGCUUCAGAGGGGCGGGGACCAGAGGACCAGGGCGCCCCCUCAGUGUGGACUGAGAUCACCUCCAUCCGGCUAGAGUCUAAUGACUCAGGACUGUGCGAAGGAGACUCUAAGAGGAGGCGUGUGUCCCCCUAUCCUUCCAGUGGCGACAGCUCCUCCCCUGCUGGGGCCCCUUCUCCUUUUGAUAAGGAAACCGAAGGCCAGUUUUAUAACUAUUUUCCCAACUGAACAGAUGACAUGGCCAAAGGAACAGAAAUAGUGUCAUUAGGUUGGAGGACACCAACUAACAUAGACAGCAGACUCAGGACUGAGAGGCUCCCCAGCUCCCUCUGUCCCUUCUUUUGUAGUUGGUUGACAAAGAAGGGGGCCAAGGCUGAUUCUGGGGUUUGCAUCUUGCUUCCUGGCCCCCAUGAAACCCGAGAGGAGUGUUCCCUUCCUCUCCCUUUGCCCCAACUACAGACGUUUACCUGGUGCUCCUUCUGGCUGUGGGUUCUCAGCCCAAGAACAGAAAACAGAACAAGAGCCUGGCCACAGAGGAGCUUUCUCCCUCCUGGGGGUGCGCGUGCGGUCCGUGCGCAAGGGGGGGUCUGGAGACCGGCGCUUUCCCUUGGCGGACUUUCAGUCGUUUUGUUUGCAUGUGUAAACUCCUGGUCUGAAAAGAAAGAUCUGUGGAUUUUGUAACAACAGCCAUCCAGCCAGGGGCCAGGAGAGGACGCAGGUGACCCUGGGCAGCUGGCCUGGGCCCCACCCGCUCAGAAACAAUGGGAACCUGAGGAAGGGGCUGGGGAGGGGGCAUGGUACGCUUGGUGAGAAGCAAAGUCUUGGGGGUAGUGGCUGUGGGUGCGCGUGUGCUUUUUUCUUUUUUUUUUCCUUUUUGGAAUGGGGGAGGCUAUUUAUUGUACAGAGAGUGGUGUCUGAAUGUAUUUCAUUUGUCUCCAUCACUUUCUGAAAAUAAACAUGAAACUGUCAA